Molecule: messenger RNA, 122 nt
Organism: Entrophospora candida
Lineage: Eukaryota; Fungi; Glomeromycota; Glomeromycetes; Entrophosporales; Entrophosporaceae
Source: the annotation of a GenBank genome assembly
AUAUUCCUUUAAAUCAGGUUGUACUUCAUGAAGACAAGAAAUGUCAUCCAAGUGCUAAAGAAGUUUAUAGUCUUGAAGCUGAAACUUUGAUUCAAGAAGAAGACACUCAGCCCCUAUUAUAG